AUCAAAUAAUUACUUAAAACAUAUUUUUACAAUAAAUACAACAAACAAGAACAAAAAACUUUUUGUGUGAAAAUAUUUAAGUAACUAAUUUAAAAUUUAAAAAAAUCAAUUCUUUAGUAUGUACUUUCUUAGAGUCUUUUGAAUCUCAUAGUUGGUGUCAGCGACGGCACUUGUCGACUUGUCUGUUGUGGUUAAGGUUAUGUUUUUGUAAACAUUAUUUUAUAAAAAUAUAAAAAACAAAAUGCAACGAGAAGAAAAACAACUCGAAUCAUCACUAGAUUCCAUAAUCCAACGUGUCAACGACUUAAAAUCAUCGAUAGCUUCAAUGAUUUACAAGGUAGAGAAUGAAUAUGAGACUCUCAACUGGCCCACAUUUUUGGACAAUUACGCCCUUAUGUCCGGUCAACUCACCUCCCUUUCCAAGGUUUUAAGUCAUGAUAAAUGUCCGACCCUUAGAAAUCUCACAGUACUACCUCUUAUGUUGUCCCCCGAGAGAGACGAACAAUUGGCUCAAAUGACUGAACACAGAGUCACAACUUUUGCCCAUGAUUUAGUCCCAGACUACCUUCGGACUAAACUGGAACCCUUGGCUGAAAAUAAAAUGAUGCAACUAGAACAUAAAGCGUCAACUUUAACAUAUGAGAACGCACAGAAACAAAUUGCUGCUUAUCAGAAAGUUGUUUCUCAUGUUUGGGAACUUGUAAGCAAAGCGAGAGAAGAAUGGGAAGUUGAAUCUUCAGCCAGGGGAAGCACUCAACAGAACUCCAGUGUAGCUGACACUCAUUCUCUUGUGGCAGCUGUUGGGAUGGGGAAAGGGCUUAAAAUGGGGACGAAUCCCAACGGACAGCCUAAUCCGACGUCAGGAGGGAUGAUGGUAGCGCCACAAGGACGACCUGGGGGCACUCCUGGGCAAGGACAGAUGCCACCCAGUACUCAAACCAUGAAUAAAGCGCCCUCUGCUAUAAAGACUAACAUCAAAAGUGCCACCCAAAUUCAUCCAUAUGGACGUUAGUGAAAUACAGUUUUUAAUGUGUACGGAGAUAUAUUUAUUUAUUAAGAUAUAAUCUUACAAAAAUAACUAAGUAUAACAGUGGAAACAAAGAAAACACUUUGUAGCACAAUGAGUAAAUUAUAAAAAGCAUUAAUUUACAGAA
Molecule: messenger RNA, 1154 nt
Organism: Tribolium madens (black flour beetle)
Lineage: Eukaryota; Metazoa; Arthropoda; Insecta; Coleoptera; Tenebrionidae
Gene: MED8
Product: mediator of RNA polymerase II transcription subunit 8
Exons: 2
Coding region: 242-1012 (256 amino acids)
Biological process (GO): regulation of transcription by RNA polymerase II
Cellular component (GO): core mediator complex; mediator complex
Molecular function (GO): RNA polymerase II cis-regulatory region sequence-specific DNA binding; transcription coregulator activity
Source: RefSeq, a predicted model, not a curated record